GUUUCAAGAGAGAGGAUGGCGAGAUCUGGCAAGAAUCAGCGCCAAACCGAAGUUAAUAAAACGCCAUCAAUUCGCGAUAUCUUCACAGAUCAACUUGAUUCGUCGGUGUUAACUUGUAACUUUUCUUCUGCAUCGAGUGCGCCGGUUUCCAUCACCCUCUCUCCUUCUCCAGAGGCAAAAAGCGAGAUGGUCCGGCAGUGGUCAGCGUUGGCAAUGGCGACCCUGAUGUUGGCAGCCUUAUCGUGGGCAGCUCCACAGCAGUCUCUCCUUCUGCCAACACCUGUGCCUUCGUGCAAUCGCUGGUGUCAUCAUGAUGUUGACGGUUAUUUGUAUUGCUGUCAGGAAGAGCAAGGCGUUGGCGCCCACAGUGGGAAAUGCCCAGACACGCCAAUCCAGCCACACGAGCAGAGCAUCCUGGACACAAAGGGAGGAGGCGCCCUUCACUGCGAGAGCGACGGAGAUUGCACAAAGAGCCAAAAAUGUUGCUACACCAAAUUCAGACAGCAACGCAUCUGCCGUAAUGUGUAGGUGCUCUGGGCUGGGUCCCACUGUCAUUGCAAUAUUGCUCUUGUAUUUUGUACAGUGUAAGAGAGUUCAGAUAAUAAAUGCUUCUGGUAUUAAA
Molecule: messenger RNA, 622 nt
Organism: Penaeus chinensis
Lineage: Eukaryota; Metazoa; Arthropoda; Malacostraca; Decapoda; Penaeidae
Exons: 3
Coding region: 16-528 (170 amino acids)
Cellular component (GO): extracellular region
Molecular function (GO): peptidase inhibitor activity
Source: RefSeq, a predicted model, not a curated record